AUGACUCUCUUCUAUCCAAAAGCACAAUAUCUAAUCGAAGCUAGGUUUUUGGCGUCGGAUACGGUUGAACUUUGCACUGCAACAAACUCCGAGACUUUGAAGAUUCACCAAAAGCUUCUGGCAUCGAAAUGCAAAGCUCCGAUGGUAGCUCUCACCCACGGGUUCUCAGAGCGCGAGUCUGGGCGGUAUACAUUUACGGACACAAGUCAAGACACCGUGGCACAGUUUAUCGAAUGGGCAUACAGGGGUGACUAUACGGAGAUGAUGCUCGCGCCUAUCGAAGUACCUCAACCGAAGCAGCUUAAGGACUCAGCGGAGUUGCCGAAUCCGGAGCUAACGGGCAACGAGAACAAGGCCUUGCAAGCACAUACCCUAUUAUGUCAUCUACGACUUUACAUAUUCAGUGACGUUUAUUUCGUCUCAGGACUCAAGGAACUAGCAUUCGAGAAGUUCACAGCGGCCUUGGAAAAUAUGGGGAAGCCAAGGAAUCUAAAUGAGCAGCUUGCGGUCAUUGAUUGUCUUUCGUUGGCUUUCUCGAGAGUGCCUCUCCACGAUAAGCUUAUUGAAUGGCUUGCCCAGUAUGCUGCUUGGUGCUUAGACAAAUUACGUCUUCAAAGCCAAUUCCAUGAUUUGCUUCAGAGGGUACCCGCACUUAGCUCUCGCAUGAUGGAUACAGUGAACCCGGCCAAUGAAGCUCCUUGGAAUACCACCGCCUCAUCACGCAAUUACCAUGUCCCAGCCUACGAUACGCGGGCUGACUUUGGGUAUGAAGACGAUUAUUGA
Molecule: messenger RNA, 783 nt
Organism: Penicillium canariense
Lineage: Eukaryota; Fungi; Ascomycota; Eurotiomycetes; Eurotiales; Aspergillaceae
Product: BTB/POZ domain-containing protein
Exons: 1
Coding region: 1-783 (260 amino acids)
Source: RefSeq, a predicted model, not a curated record